CAUGCGCAGUCAUCUUUCUGGCUAUUCCCGUGCCUGGCCACGUCAAGAUGGCGACCUCCGUGUUAAACACGCUGCUGAGGCGGCUUACUGUCUUUUCGUCCUUCCGAAGUGCCUACGGAGUUCAGGUUCCCCUUCAGAGUCUUUGCACCAAAGCCCCCUCUGAGAAAGAUUCUUCACCCCCAUUUCCUAUUUCCCCUUAUAAAGAUGAACCCUGGAAAUACCUGGAAUCAGAAGAAUAUCAGACCCGCUAUGGUUCCCGCCCCGUCUGGGCUGACUACCGCCGCAACCACAAAGGUGGUGUACCUCCACAGAGGACUCGAAAGACAUGUAUCCGUAGGAAUAAAGUUGCUGGGAAUCCUUGCCCCAUCUGCCGGGAUCACAAGUUGCAUGUUGACUUUAGGAACGUGAAGCUGUUAGAACAGUUUGUCUGUGCCCACACAGGUAUUGUCUUCCAUGCUCCAUACACAGGUGUCUGUAUGAAGCAACACAAGAAGUUGACACAGGCUAUCCAGAAAGCCAGGGAUCAUGGUCUCCUUAGUUACCACAUUCCCCAGGUUGAACCCCGAGACCUUGACUUCAGUACCUCUCAUGGAGCUGUGAGUGCUACUCCGCCAGCCCCCACCCUGGUUUCGGGGGACCCUUGGUACCCAUGGUACAACUGGGAACAACCUUCAGAGACAGAAUUGUCCUGCAUUCGCCGCCGUUAUCAGGGUCAUCUCCAAGAAGAGAGUGGCCCUCCACCUGAGUCAAUGCCUGAGGUGCCCCCCACAACAGCCGAAGCUUCCUUUACUGAGCAGACCAGUCCCCAGAGUGCUUCAUAGGAGCCAUAGACUGGGAAGGGGGCCUGACUAGGAAGUGGUGCCUAGGAUUACAUAAAUGGGAUGUUACCCUGAAGAUUUAUAAUUUAGGCAGGUCCAGGAAGGACAUGAAUGUUGUUGAAGGGGAUACAUCUGAGGCUGAGGGAGGGAAGCACAGAUGUGUAUCAGAAACCCCAACCCCUAUAUAUAUUGUCAAUAGAUGGUUUAAAAAUUUGUUGCUCUUUCAGACUUCUGCCAACUCAGCUUUUCCACAAUAAAGCUGUAUCUUCUGUCUCUGAUUUAU
This is a messenger RNA of Nycticebus coucang (slow loris), 1101 nucleotides long. It is a transcript of the gene MRPS18B, whose product is annotated as mitochondrial ribosomal protein S18B. The record is from RefSeq and is a predicted model, not a curated record. Lineage: Eukaryota; Metazoa; Chordata; Mammalia; Primates; Lorisidae. The transcript has 7 exons. Gene Ontology annotation, biological process: mitochondrial translation. Bases 48 to 821 code for a protein of 257 amino acids. Gene Ontology annotation, cellular component: ribosome; mitochondrion. Gene Ontology annotation, molecular function: structural constituent of ribosome.